This is a messenger RNA of Oncorhynchus keta (chum salmon), 2617 nucleotides long. RefSeq lists its product as uncharacterized. The record is from RefSeq and is a predicted model, not a curated record. NCBI's taxonomy places the organism in Eukaryota, Metazoa, Chordata, Actinopteri, Salmoniformes, Salmonidae. The transcript is spliced from 4 exons. Bases 943 to 2577 code for a protein of 544 amino acids.
UUGACUCGUGAGUUCAUACACUGAAGAGUGUUUUGUACGUUUCCAAUAAAUUGAUAGAAAGCCUGCAUUUGUUCAUAUUAACUGACGUUCUUACCAGUCAAUAUUUACAGUGAAAUACUCUACUAGGCUAGUACUUCAUAUGUAGUCUACCUCUCUAUUGCCACUUUCAAAACAACUGGGAACUCAGCAAAAAAAAACUAGGACCGACUGGGAAAAAUCGAUUUGAUCGUUCAUCCAACUCGGAAUUCCGGAAUUCAGACGUCAUGUUUGACCUCGUAUUUUUCAGGUCCCAGUUGUUUUGAACUCGGCAAAAAGGACUGUUUUCGUCUGCUUCUAUUCUUCAAGUCAAUCACACUUAUAGUAGCUUUCCCUCAGACUGAGCAAACCCCAUCCAGUGAGCCAGAGGGAAUAUUAAGAGGAAAAGAGAUCCCACUCCCCAAAUCACCCUUCAUACACAAUCAUUUCACAUCCCCCUCAGGUCGGCAAUCAAUUCACGUCCCCCUCCAGUCGGCAAUCAUUUCACGUCCCCCCCAGGUCGGCAAUCAUUUCACGUCCCCUUCAGGUCGGCAAUCAUUUCACGUCCCCUUCAGGUCGGCAAUCAUUUUACGUCCCCCUUAGGUCGGCAAUCAUUUUACGUCCCCCUCAGGUCGGCAAUCAUUUCACGCCCCCCUCAGGUCGGCAAUCAUUUCACGUCCCCCCCAGGUCGGCAAUCAUUUCACGUCCCCACCAGGUCGGCAAUCAUUUCACGUACCCCUCAGGUCGGCAAUCAUUUCACGUACCCCUCAGGUCGGCAAUCAUUUCACGUCCCCCCCAGGUCGGCAAUCAUUUCACGUCCCCCCCAGGUCAGCAAUCAUUUCACGUCCCCCCCAGGUCGGGCAAUCAUUUCACGUCCCCCUCAGGUCGGCAAACAUUUCAAGUGACCCUCAGGUCGGCAAUCAUUUCAUGUCCCCCUCAGGUCGGCAAUCAUUUCACGUCCCCCUCAGGUCGGCAAUCAUUUCACGUCCCCCUCAGGUCGGCAAUCAUUUCACGUCCCCCCCAGGUCGGCAAUCAUUUCACGUCCCCCUCAGGUCGGCAAACAUUUCAAGUUACCCUCAGGUCGGCAAUCAUUUCAAGUCCCCCUCAGGUCGGCAAACAUUUCAAGUUCCCCUCAGGUCGGCAAUCAUUUCACGUCCCCCUCAGGUCGGCAAUCAUUUCAAGUUCCCCUCAGGUCGGCAAUCAUUUCACGCCCCCCUCAGGUCGGCAAUCAUUUCAAGUUCCCCUCAGGUCGGCAAUCAUUUCAAGUUCCCCUCAGGUCGGCAAUCAUUUCAUGUCCCCCUCAGGUCGGCAAUCAUUUCAUGUCCCCCUCAGGUCGGCAAUCAUUUCAUGUCCCCCUCAGGUCGGCAAACAUUUAAAGUUUCCCUCAGGUCGGCAAUCAUUUCACGUCCCCCUCAGGUCGGCAAUCAUUUCACGUCCCCCUCAGGUCGGCAAUCAUUUCACGUCCCCCCCAGGUCGGCAAUCAUUUCACGUCCCCCUCAGGUCGGCAAACAUUUCAAGUUACCCUCAGGUCGGCAAUCAUUUCAAGUCCCCCUCAGGUCGGCAAACAUUUCAAGUUCCCCUCAGGUCGGCAAUCAUUUCACGUCCCCCUCAGGUCGGCAAUCAUUUCAAGUUCCCCUCAGGUCGGCAAUCAUUUCACGCCCCCCUCAGGUCAGCAAUCAUUUCAAGUUCCCCUCAGGUCGGCAAUCAUUUCAAGUUCCCCUCAGGUCGGCAAUCAUUUCAUGUCCCCCUCAGGUCGGCAAACAUUUAAAGUUUCCCUCAGGUCGGCAAUCAUUUCACGUCCCCCUCAGGUCGGCAAUCAUUUCACGUCCCCCUCAGGUCGGCAAUCAUUUCACGUCCCCCCCAGGUCGGCAAUCAUUUCACGUCCCCCUCAGGUCGGCAAACAUUUCAAGUUACCCUCAGGUCGGCAAUCAUUUCAAGUCCCCCUCAGGUCGGCAAACAUUUCAAGUUCCCCUCAGGUCGGCAAUCAUUUCACGUCCCCCUCAGGUCGGCAAUCAUUUCAAGUUCCCCUCAGGUCGGCAAUCAUUUCACGCCCCCCUCAGGUCGGCAAUCAUUUCAAGUUCCCCUCAGGUCGGCAAUCAUUUCAAGUUCCCCUCAGGUCGGCAAUCAUUUCAUGUCCCCCUCAGGUCGGCAAUCAUUUCAUGUCCCCCUCAGGUCGGCAAACAUUUAAAGUUUCCCUCAGGUCGGCAAUCAUUUCACGUCCCCCUCAGGUCGGCAAUCAUUUCAAGUUCCCCUCAGGUCGGCAAUCAUUUCACGCCCCCCUCAGGUCGGCAAUCAUUUCAAGUUCCCCUCAGGUCGGCAAUCAUUUCAAGUUCCCCUCAGGUCGGCAAUCAUUUCAAGUUCCCCUCAGGUCGGCAAUCAUUUCAAGUUCCCCUCAGGUCGGCAAUCAUUUCAAGUUCCCCUCAGGUCGGCAAUCAUUUCACGGCCCCUCAGGUCGGCAAACAUUUCAAGUUCCCCUCAGGUCGGCAAUCAUUUCACGUCCCCCUCAGGUCGGCAAACAUUUCAAGUUUCCCUCAGGUCGGCAAUCAUUUCACGUCCCCCUGAGGUCGGCAAACAUUUCAAGUUUCCCUCAGGUCGGCAAACA